Messenger RNA from Lithohypha guttulata, 1047 nucleotides. RefSeq lists its product as uncharacterized. NCBI's taxonomy places the organism in Eukaryota, Fungi, Ascomycota, Eurotiomycetes, Chaetothyriales, Trichomeriaceae. The transcript has a single exon. Gene Ontology annotation, molecular function: molybdenum ion binding; sulfite oxidase activity; heme binding. The coding region runs from base 1 to 1047 and encodes 348 amino acids. The record is from RefSeq and is a predicted model, not a curated record. Gene Ontology annotation, biological process: sulfur compound metabolic process. Gene Ontology annotation, cellular component: mitochondrion.
AUGCCACAAGCCGGCGAGACUCAAGGCAAUGAACGCGAUGCUCUAAUCAGAAUUGAGCCGAAAGGUUUCUUUUACCGACCACCAAAGCUUCCCAACCAAUUGACCAGCAGCAUUACUGACGAAGAUGAUCUCUUCAUCACCUCCCAUAUGGGAAUAGCGAUAGUCGAUAGAUCUUCUUGGCGGCUGGUUGUUGACGGUCUAGUCGAACAGCCAUUCACGAUAUGCUGGGAUGAACUACUCCAGCUCCCGAAGAGCACAGUCACAGCCUUCCAUGAAUGCUAUGGUAGUCCGAUCAAGCCGCCUGACACGAACCUAUGGCGUAUAGGCAACGUUGCUUGGACUGGAGUGUCUCUGGACACCCUACUUGGAAUGGCCAAGCCGAAGCCUGAAGCCCAGUAUGUCUGGAGUGACGGCCUCGAGCAUGGCUCUUUCUUCGAAGCUAAAGAUGUGGAUAGGUAUCAGAAAGACAUGCCACUAACCAAGGCUUUGCGUGGGGGCUGCCUUGUUGCAUAUGAGUUCAACGGAAUGCCACUAAGCGCAAAGCGAGGUGGUCCUGUAAGACUCAUCGUGCCUGGAUACUAUGGAACCAACUCUGUAAAAUGGCUUACUCGCUUGUCGCUACAAGAAACAAGGUCGAAGGGGCCGUUUACAACGAUCUACUACAACGAGGUGGACCCGACUGACCCCCGAGAAAUACGAAAGAGACCCUGCUGGGACGUCGAGCCUAAUUCCUUCUUGCUGACAACACCGUCAUCCGAAGGUGAAAUACAAGGCCCGCAAGUUGUCAUUGCAGGUCGUGCUUGGGGUGCGUCAGCCAUCGAGAAGGUGACUAUCAGUGUCAGAGAAGGAGGAGAGUGGCUAGAGAAAGCCUCAAUAAGACCACCAGAGCGCAAACAAUACGAAUGGCAAGACUUCGAGACUGCACUCUACCUACCCACGGGCGAGCACGAGAUCAUGGCUAGAGCGACUGACAAAGCAAAUAAUACACAACCCACUAGUGGAAGACGUAACCACGCACAUUCGAUAAAUAUUGUAGUACGUGAGUAA